AUGUACCGAAACUUGCACUCAGCAGGAACCAAUCCACAUUUCAACCACUUCGAUCCAUCCGAGCAAGAGAUGUCCUCCUCAAAGUCCUCAUCGAAACUGAUGUUCAAAGGAGAGAAGAAGGAGAAGAAGAAGCACAAGAAACGACGAAGAGAUGAGAAGGAGUCGAACGAAGACGGUCCAGGAAGCUCCGAGCCCAGCGAAGGCUGGCUGAACCCACCCAGCCAAGCGCACAUCCUGGGACCGUUAUAUAUGAUCUGUGUGCAACCGACGUACGGGAAUGUGCUCGAGACGAAGCCGUGUGCGAUCGGGAUCCAGCCGUCGCCGGUGACGCCGAUCGCCAAGGUGGUCCCGGCGCCGCUCUCAGCGAGCGCCCUGGCGAGCCUCGAGCCCGACGAGGUCAACCACGUCAUGGUCUGCACCAGGGUGAUCGACAGCGACGACAAGGUGACCCUUCGGACGGCCACCGGCCGCUACCUUGCCGCCGACCAGCUCGGCGCCGUCUCCGCCGAACAAGAGGCCCGUGGCGCCCAGGAGGAAUGGGCUUUCGAGCCCCUCGCGCUCCCCGAGGACCAGCCCUCGGGCUCGACUACCAACCCGGACGGCCACCAGAGCCCCCCCGACGGCCUCUUCGCCCUCAAGUCUUGCCUCUACAACAAGUAUCUGACCGUCGAGGAACUCGCAUCCGGAAAGCUCGACAUCCGAUGCGACUCUGACUCCCCCGCUGACGAUUGCUCUCACAUCCUCGUCAGGAUGCAGGCUGGCGAACUCGUCAAGGCGAAGAAGAGGCUCGCAGACGAACGGGCUAAGAAGGGCCUCUCUGCUAAAUCCAACGAGUCCGGCCUCACCAUCCUCAAGCCGGGGCAAACCUUCCACGACCUCGAGGCUAACAAUAUUCGCCAAUAUCAAGCAAGAGGUGCAGGCCGAUUACAACUCCCAUCCGAAAGCAAAUCCGGGCUAAAGAAAGCAAGGAAAGAGGGUCGACUGGCCGAGGAACUACUCGACCGACGCUCCAAGCUGAAGAGCGACCGGUAUGCUAAGUGAUUUACUCUCCAUAAUCUCUCCGCACUCCGAUGAAAUCAUAGUGUGCCCUCUGAUUCCGGAAAAACGUUGCUAUUUCUAAAGAAAAAAUGUAACUCUAUAUUAUAAAUCAAUUCAUCAUUGUGAAUGAUGAUGAUCAAGAUCCUUUCUGUAAGUUCCAGGAAAGCCAGCUUCAAGCAGCAUCCAUGAUCCUCUCCGUCUCCCCGACUUAUCAAUCCUAGGCAAUAAAGUCAAAUAAGUUUUUGGCAGACAUGGUUAUCAUAUGUAGCUUCGAACCGAAUUCCAACAGACUAGUUCGCUGCUUAGAGCUCAACUCCGUAUAUGAUCCGAUGCCUUCUUCACCGCUCAAUCCUCGUUUUGAUAAUUUCUUGAGAAGAAGUCUGGAUAAUUUCAAGAUUGGUAGGAUGUGUUCAGCCAGCUCUCUCUGAGUAUCUGACAGCUUGAAUCUCUCGAGCUCUACUACUAAAGCCGAAUCAAUGGAACGCAUAUAGGACAUCCAGCCGUGUUGAACGAUGUCAAGUUCAGACCCUUCUAUCCAUUCAAUCAGACGCUGGGUUGCCUCGGAAGAAUCAGCUGUACAAUGGAUUAUUCUGGCCCUGAUCCAAUGCGGCUCGUCGGGGAACUUGGGCUCGUCGGAUGAGAGUUUCAGGUGUAGGAUGAGGUCCUCGGAAUUGCUGAAGAGUUGUUGGUUUCGUAGCGCCAAAUCUUGGAUCCGUUUCUCUAAGCCGAUCUUCCUAACGUCUUUGAAGUCACGA
Puccinia graminis f. sp. tritici CRL 75-36-700-3 is the source of this 1793-nucleotide messenger RNA. RefSeq lists its product as uncharacterized. Gene Ontology annotation, molecular function: actin filament binding. Bases 1 to 1041 code for a protein of 346 amino acids. The transcript is spliced from 4 exons. Gene Ontology annotation, cellular component: catalytic step 2 spliceosome; nucleolus; striated muscle dense body. NCBI's taxonomy places the organism in Eukaryota, Fungi, Basidiomycota, Pucciniomycetes, Pucciniales, Pucciniaceae. The record is from RefSeq and is a predicted model, not a curated record.